AUGGAAGAGAGCCCAUUGUACACACAGAAAGAAUUUGAGAUUGAAGAUGAAGCUGAUGAAUGGGAAGUAAGCAGGUCUAGGGUGCACCUAGGAGCUCUGAUAGGCAGUGGAGCCUUCGGCAGAGUGCAUGCUGCUCAACGGGCGCCCCUUAUAGCGCUCUUAGAACACGCACCAAGAGGGGAUCUACUCUCACUUCUCAGAGCUGCAAGAGGAAGAAAGAAAGAUAAUCAACUCUCCAACACUACAAGAAGAGUUGACAGUUCACAAGGAAGACCUUCUGAAGGAGAUUCUGAAUACACGAAUCUUAGUGAUUCAGAUCCCGCUUUAUCGGAAGGCGAUGGCAAAUUAUACGUAGACAGUGAUAAGAAAAGGGACCAUUAUGUAGCUGAGCCUGCUUUACAGUUAGAUGGCAGCACUAUGAGAGAAUAUGCACUGCAAGUUGCUUUGGGAAUGAGGCAUCUUGAGGAAAGAGGAAUCACGCACAGGGACCUGGCAGCCCGGAACAUAUUAGUAGACGGUUCUGGUCUACUAAAGGUAGCAGACUUUGGUCUGUCAAGGUCUGGAGUGUACGUGCACACGAGAGCCAGACCUGUGCCCCUUCGAUGGCUGGCUCCAGAAGCCAUCUUGCAUUCCCAAUAUUGCAGUGCCAGUGGCUUCCCAUACGCUGAGCUGAGCAAUCACCAAGUUCCUCCGUUCCUGGCCGGUGGAGGCCGUCUCCCGAAGCCAGUUAGAGCUUCGACCAGGCUCUACCAGCUCAUGGUCGAAUGUUGGUCUGAGAACCCAGGAGACAGACCCACAUUCGCCAAUAUUGUGGACAAAUUGACAGUCCAGAAACAAUUAUACGUGGAUUUAGACUGCGUUUUUCCACCUUCAGAAGAAGAACUCCGAUUGAAAGACUUUGAUUUCAACAUGGCUGACACAAAUGGUUAUCCCUACCGGUGA
This is a messenger RNA of Spodoptera littoralis (African cotton leafworm), 942 nucleotides long. The record is from the annotation of a GenBank genome assembly. NCBI's taxonomy places the organism in Eukaryota, Metazoa, Arthropoda, Insecta, Lepidoptera, Noctuidae.